This is a messenger RNA of Haplochromis burtoni (Burton's mouthbrooder), 4208 nucleotides long. RefSeq names its product NACHT, LRR and PYD domains-containing protein 4C. Lineage: Eukaryota; Metazoa; Chordata; Actinopteri; Cichliformes; Cichlidae. Gene Ontology annotation, molecular function: protein binding. The transcript has 10 exons. The record is from RefSeq and is a predicted model, not a curated record. Bases 769 to 3978 code for a protein of 1069 amino acids.
CACACACACAGACCUACCCAUCUAUAAAUAAUGAAAAAGUUUUUUAAUUUAGUUUUUAAAAAAUCUUCUGCUAUGCUGAGAUGAUCCUGCUCUUUUUCCACACAGAGAGAAUCCUACUGAGCAUGUGCAGAUCAAAUUUCAGCCCUCUAGCUUGUUUAUCUGAAACAGCCAUUAAAAAAGUGUUUUUGAGAGUAAAGGAGAGAUGUCCUCGUAUCUCCUUAUGUUCCCUUCUGCUCCCCCUACGGUGUUGGUGUUUAGGACAUGGAAAUGAUUUUCCAAUUUUCUAUUGUGUGCUCUUCUGCUGCUGUAGCUCAUCUGCUGUAAGGUAGUGUGUGUUCAGGCAUGCUCUUCUGCAUACCUUGGUUGUAGUGUGUGGUUAUUUUACUUACUGUUGCCUUCCUGUCAGCUCACAGCUGUCUGCCCAUUCUCUUCUGACCUCUGACAGGCUUUGUGUUAGGGAGAACUGCUGCUUGCUGUAUGUACUCAGUGCAUUUAGGAAUGUAGACAUGGUCAAGAUCAUGUCUAAGUCCAUAAUCCCCUAUGUGUUUUCUCUGACACUGACUGGGUUUCUUUCCACAGGUGAGGCUGGUCGGAUGUCUUUGGGUUUUUUUUUUAUCUGUUGUUGUGAGCUUGUGACGGAGUCCUUAGAUCGAUCGCUCAGACACCGGGACUGAUGAAGAGACUGAGCAGCUUCUUUUCUCAAAAUAUUUCUUCCACACAUGAAGGUGGAAAGGGUGUGAAGUGAGCUCAGCAGGUGUGGCUUCUGCUAUGGAUCAGUGUGAGCACAGAGAGGAGGGAGUCCCUCCCUCUAAAUCCACUCUGUGUGGGGAACAUGACAGCAAGACCAAAGCUCAGAGAAUCAAUAAGGAGACACUGUUGUCUACUUCACUGAGCUGUGUGUCAAUGAAGAGUGACCGAUCUAUGAUUCAACCAAUAACCUUUUCAAACAGAGAGCGGUCUUUUGAUACAGAUGUUUUGCAGAGCUCAGAGACUCUCAGUGGUCAGUCUGAUCUGGACUCCAUAUUUACGACGCUGGAGGACAACAUGUUCAGUUUUUUAAAGAAUGAGCUGAAGAGGAUGAGGAAGGUCGUGCUUUCAGACUAUCCAGAAUGGUUAGAGUGUCAGAGGGAGGAUGAGGAGGUGCUGAAGGCUGAGGAUGAAGAACAGAGGAGGAGCAGUAGAGAGUCAUUUUUGAAGAUCACGCUACAAUUCCUUAGGAAAAUGAAGCAGGAGAAGCUGGCUGAGUGUCUGCAGAGCAGAACUCGUGCUGCAAAGUGCCAAAAAAACCUGAAGUCUAAUCUGAAAAAGAAGUUCAAGUGUGUUUUUGAGGGGAUUGCUAAAGCUGGAAGCUCAACCCUUCUGAAUCAGAUCUACACAGAGCUCUACAUCACAGAGGGAGGGACUGCAGGGGUCAAUGAUGAACAUGAGAUCAGACAGAUUGAAACCGUAUCCAGGAAAUUGAACAGACCAGAAACUGCAAUCAGACAAGAAGAUAUCUUUAAAGCCUCACCUGUUAAAGACAAGCCAAUCAGAACAGUGCUGACAAAGGGAGUGGCUGGCAUUGGGAAAACAGUCCUAACACAGAAGUUCACUCUGGACUGGGCUGAAGACAAAUCCAACCAGGACAUCCAGUUCAUGUUUCCAUUCACUUUCAGAGAGCUGAAUGUGCUGAAAGAGAAAAAGUUCAGCUUGGUGGAACUUGUUCAUCACUUCUUUCCUGAAUCCUCAUCAGCAGGUAUCUGCAGCUUUGAAGACUUCCAGGUUUUGUUCAUCUUUGAUGGUCUGGAUGAGUGUCGACUUCCUCUGGACUUCCACAAAACUGAGACCCUGACUGAUGUUACAGAGUCCACCUCAGUGGAUGUGCUGCUGAUAAACCUCAUCAGGAGGAACCUGCUUCCUUCUGCACGCAUCUGGAUAACCACAAGACCAGCAGCAGCCAGUCAGAUCCCUCCUGACUGUGUUGACAUGGUGACAGAGGUCAGAGGAUUCAGUGACCCGCAGAAGGAAGAGUACUUCAGAAAGAGAUUCAAAGAAAGGGAGCAGGCCAACAGGAUUAUCUCCCACAUCAAGAAAUCACGAAGCCUCCACAUCAUGUGCCACAUCCCAGUCUUUUGCUGGAUCACUGCUACAGUUCUGGAAGAUGUGCUGAAAACUAGAGAGGGGGGACAGCUGCCCAAGACCCUGACUGAGAUGUACAUUCACUUCCUGGUGGUUCAGGCCAAAAUGAAGAAGGUCAAGUAUGAUGGAGGAACUGAGAUAGAUCAGCACUGGAGUCCAGAGAGCAGGAAGAUGAUCGAGUGUCUGGGAAAACUGGCUUUUGAUCAGCUGCAGAAAGGAAAGCUGAUCUUCUAUGAAUCAGACCUGACAGAUUUUGAAGUAAUUAUCAAGGAUGCCUCAGUGUACUCAGGAGUGUUCACACAGAUCUUUAAAGAGGAGAGAGGACUGUACCAGAACAAGGUGUUCUGCUUCAUCCAUCUGAGUAUUCAGGAGUUUAUGGCUGCUCUUCAUGUCCAUCUGACCUUCAUCAACUCUGAAGUCAACCUGCUGGAGAAACGGCAAAAAAAAGAUCAGCAUUCUUUAAAACAUCUCCACCAGAGUGCCGUGGACAAGGCCUUAGAGAGUUCAAAUGGUCAUCUGGACUUGUUCCUCCGCUUCCUCCUUGGGCUUUCACUGCAGUCUAAUCAGACUCUCCUAAAAGGUCUACUGACACAGACAGGAAGUAGUUCAAAUACUGAUGUGGAAACAGUCCAGUACAUCAAGAGGAAGAUCAGUGAUAAUCAGUCUGCAGAGAAAAGCAUCAAUCUGUUUCACUGUCUGAAUGAACUGAAUGAUCGUUCUCUAGUGGAGGAGAUCCAACAGUCUCUGACUUCGGGAAGUCUCUCUACAGAUAAACUGUCUCCUGCUCAGUGGUCAGCUCUGGUCUUCAUCUUAUUGUCAUCAAAGGAAGAUCUUGAUUCAUUUGAACUGAAGAAAUACUCUGCUUCUGAGGAUGCUCUUCUGAGGCUUCUGCCAGUGGUCAAAGCCUCCAAGAAAGCUCUGCUGAGCUGUUGUAACUUGUCGUGGAGAAGCUGCAAAGCUCUUUCAUCAGUUCUCAGCUCCGAGUCUUCUAGUCUGAGAGAGCUGGACCUGAGUAACAAUGACCUGCAAGAUUCUGGCGUGAAGCUGCUGUCUGGUGGACUAAAAAGUGUACACUGUAAACUUGAAACUCUAAGUCUCUCGGGUUGUCUGAUCACAAAAGAUGGAGGUGAAUCUUUGGUCUUGGCUUUGAGGUCUAACCCCUCCCAUCUGAGAAAUCUUGAUUUGAGCUACAAUCAUCCAGGAGACUCUCAUGUGGAGGAGCUUUCUAAGGGAGUGAAGAAUACUCAGUGGAGACUGGAAAAUCUAAGAGUGGACCAUUGUGGAGAGCAGUGGCUAAAACCUGGACUACUGAAGUAUUCAUGUGAAAUCACAGUGGACACCAACACAGUGAACAGAAACCUAAGACUAUCUGACAACAACAGGAAGGUGACACGUGUGAAACAGGACCAUCCAUAUCCUGAUCAUCCAGACAGAUUUGACUGCUGGCCUCAGCUGCUGUGUAGAAAUGGUCUGACUGGCCGCUGUUACUGGGAGUUGGAGUGGGAAGGAGAAGUUUAUAUAGCAGUGAGUUACAGAAGAAUCCAAAGGAAAAAAAAGAGUGAUGAGUGUUGGUUUGGAGGAAAUGAUCAGUCAUGGAGUCUGAGCUGCUCUGAUGGUGGUUACUCUGUGUGGCACAAUAACAGAGAAACAUUCAUUUCCUCCCACUCCUCCUCAUCCUCGGUCUCUGACAGAGUAGCAGUGUAUGUGGACUGUCCUGCUGGCACUCUGUCCUUCUACAGAGUCUCCUCUGACACUCUGAUCCACCUCCACACCUUCAACAUCACAUUGACUGAAUCUCUGUAUGUUGGGUUUGGAUUUGGGUUCUGGUCAUCUGAAUCUUUACUUUCUCUGUGUUCUUAGUGUACCUUUAAUCUCAUCACUGAGACAGGACACACACCACUUGUAAGUUUUUUACUGUCCAUGUUUACAAAUUGACAUCUUUUCAUAAAUGUAACCAAGUGGAUUUAGAGCCUAAAGCUGACCAGCGAGUGAAGUAAAAGUGGUGAAAAGUGAAACAUGUUAGAAAGAGAAGAUGGCCUUAACAGGGUGUGAACUAGUGAACUUGUAAAGUAAAAACAUUAUGCAUUUAA